GCGUUUCUCUCGCGUUCCUUCUCAAAGCAGUGACGCGUCUCCAUGUUCUCUUUAACCAAGACUUGGCCACCGUGCCCUCCCACAUACACAAUCUCCCACUUCUGCACCAACUUCACCAUGGCCGAAGCCACCACGCCGGAAGUUCGUGCCUCGAAGCGCAAGAGGGCCCAGGUCAACUACUACGAGGAGCCUGCCAGCGACGAUGAGGUGCCCGAUAUUCCCGACGUGGAUGAAGAGCAGGAGGAGGAGGCCAACGUCAAGAAAUCAUCUCGAGCAAAGAAGCGCAAGAUCACAUCCUCCAAGCCUCUCCCGAAGAAGAAGAUCUUCCCUUUCCUCAGACUGCCCGCCGAAAUCAGGAACGAGAUCUACUCCUAUUGUCUUCACGACCCAGCUGGCAUCUACCUCUUCUCCACCACCCAAAAGUUCCGCCGCACCGUAUGCAGGGGUAGCGAGCGGUCCUUCCUUGGUCCGGCCGCAGAUCCACCUUUGCCACGAAGUUCCAUGCAACUAGACGAUGGCAAUUUCUCAGACGACGAAAAAGCCAGAACCUUUCACCGUGACCCGCCAUGCGACUCCUUCCGCCCAUUCGCCCCCGCUCUCCUCGCCGUCUGCAAGCAGAUAAACAUAGAAGCCCGGCCUAUCCUCUACGCCCAUCAAUUCUUCGUGGAAGACACGCUCGCCCUGCACUCCUUCCUUGUCGACCUUGGUCCCCGUGCAGCAGGCUACCUGAAGAACAUCACGCUCGGCGAAUGGGGGUUCGGCCGCGGCGUGCACAAAGCCUACAACCACGCGUGCUUCACUGCGCUCUCCGCCGCCACGAACCUCGAGCGCUUCACUUUCCACGGCAUCCUCAGCUGGAGCCAGGCCCCCAAGGCGGGAGCGACCAUCUUCUACCGCGAUGCCUUUCCGUGGCUUGAGGCUGUCGGUGCAGCAAAGGGGAAGACGGACGCGGCGCUGGAUAUCAUCGAUAUCAUGGUGCCGGACUCGGGCACGAUUCACUCUUUCUACUGGGGGAGGCGUCGGAGGUGGGGAAACCGGGCAAGGCCAUUCUUCAAGGAGUACGAUCAGAUUGAGGGGUUUCGCAAGGAGCUGAGCAAGUUGCUGAACGCGAGAAUGGAGAGGAUUAGAGGUUGAGCGAGUGGAUGACAGAGUCAACUAGCACGGAUUCGAUUCGCCAGAUUGAGAAGAGAGUGAACAUGCCUCCGUUCAGAGGGACGCAAUGAUUCAUCUUUGAGACGGAGAGGACUUAUUCGGCUGCAGCAUUAUCACGGACAUUCAAAGGCCUGCACGAACACGGCCGGCAAUACGACGACAUGACAUUACGACGAGCAUGGUGUGGAGAGUAUCUUCAUGGGGAACAUUAUAGCGUUUCAACGGAACAUGUUGUUAUGAAUACAUUAUCAAAUAUUUGCAC
Messenger RNA from Paraphaeosphaeria sporulosa, 1414 nucleotides. RefSeq lists its product as uncharacterized. Bases 118 to 1134 code for a protein of 338 amino acids. The transcript has 2 exons. Lineage: Eukaryota; Fungi; Ascomycota; Dothideomycetes; Pleosporales; Didymosphaeriaceae. The record is from RefSeq and is a predicted model, not a curated record.